UAUAUAUAUAUAUAUAUAUAUACAUAUAUAUAUCUAUAUACAUACAUAUAUAUAUAUCAGCAAUGCCACAAAAAGACCCGUGUCAAAAACAAGCCUGUGCAAUCCAGGCGUGUUUACAAGCUAACAAGUACGUGGAGGUCAAGUGCGUGGAUGUCAUCCAUCACAUGCGGGAGUGCUGCAGAAUACACGCCGAACACUCUGCAUGCUGCUCCGGCUUUAAACACACGCCAGCACGACCUUCUAAAGACUUGGCUUGACAGAAGUGUAAAAAAAAAGGAUUGAUCAUGUGCAUCAACAAGUCUACCCGCUGUUCUUACACUUCCAAAUAAAGAGUCGUGUGUAAUAAAUGCUUAUGCUAUUUUUAUGGA
Molecule: messenger RNA, 368 nt
Organism: Nerophis lumbriciformis (worm pipefish)
Lineage: Eukaryota; Metazoa; Chordata; Actinopteri; Syngnathiformes; Syngnathidae
Gene: cmc4
Product: C-x(9)-C motif containing 4 homolog (S. cerevisiae)
Cellular component (GO): mitochondrial intermembrane space
Source: RefSeq, a predicted model, not a curated record